AAAGGAAUUAUACGUUAUUCUUGCUUGCAUAGCCUGCGCUUCAAGUCCGAAACCAUAAAAAUGCACUGGCCUUUCAUUUCUAUAAAAGGCGUACUCCAUCGGCCAAAUAUCUCAUCUCAACUAUCUCAGUUUCUCUUAGCCAUGGCAGAAUUCAGAAACAGCAACUACAUCCUCCUUUCAGCGGCGAUUUUCUUCACAAUCUUCUUUGUGACACUCCUGACAAAUGCAGAUGCAAUCAUUCAUAAUGUCGCCAGUUUUGGCGCAAAGGCAGAUGGAAAGACUGAUGCAAGUCCAGCAUUUCUCAAAGCAUGGAUUGCUGCUUGUAGUUCUUCCAAACCAUCUAUGAUAUAUGUUCCUCUUAAGAAGUAUCUUAUCGGUCCAACCGAAUUCGUAGGACCAUGUAAAAAUUCCAAUAUUACUUUUCGGAUUGAUGGGAUGCUCAUUGCUCCGGAUUAUAAAAAGAUGAAGUUCUCUGCUCAGCACUGGAUAACUUUUAACUAUGUAAAUGGGAUGUCUAUACUUGGAGGAUUUCUUGACGGCCGAGGCUCUAGCUUAUAUGCGUGUAAGGUUGCUAGAAAAGACUGCCCAGCAGGUGCCACGUCGCUUUCCAUCUAUAAUUCGCACAACAUAAAAGUUCAAAAUCUGAAAUCCCUUAACGCAAAGCUGUACCAUAUCGUUGUAUAUGGAUGCAAGGAUGUAGUAUUAGACGGAGUCCAGAUUCGUGCUCCAGAUGAAAGCCUUAAUACAGAUGGUAUACACAUACAAAAAGCAUCCAAUGUCCGUGUCUACAACAGCGGUAUAAAGACUGGUGACGAUUGUAUCUCCAUUGGUGCUGGUACUAGAGACCUAUUGAUUCAGCGCGUUGCUUGUGGACCUGGACAUGGUAUAAGCAUUGGGAGUCUGGGACAUCAACUAGAGGAAGAAGGCGUGCAGAAUGUGACGGUGAAAAGCGUAGUAUUCACUGGAACGCAAAGUGGGAUGAGGAUCAAAUCUUGGGCAAGACCCAGUAAAGGAUUUGUUAAAGGAGUUGUAUUCAAGAAUGCUAUAAUGAACAACGUUCUAUUUCCAAUUGUCAUCGAUCAAAAUUACUGUCCUGGUAUCGAAGGCUGUCCUACCUUGAACUCGGGGAUACAAAUUAGUCAAAUUACGUACUCGAAUAUCAAAGGAACAUCAGCAACUCAAGUUGCUAUGAAAUUCGAUUGCAGUAAAUCGCAUCCAUGCAAAGACAUCCGUGUUGAAGAUAUCAAACUUGUCUAUCGUCAAGAACAUCAAGAAAAAGAAGGUAAACCACAACAACCAGCUACAUCCUUCUGUCGAAACGUUCAUGGCAUAACUCGAGGUUCAGUCUUUCCACCAAGUUGUGUAUGAGUCGUAUAUAAAAAUUUGUGAGCAUCUCAUUUGUCUGUAAAUAUAAUUGAUGAAUAAAACUGCAUUUGAAUUUAUUGAAAAGCGUCUCUACACGUCUUGGCAGUGAGCACUAGGAAUGAACUUGAUUGUUCAAAUAGAAAGGUUCUGAUUCUUUAGGAUGUUUUUCAUUUCUUUUACUGUUAAUUUUUUUGAUUGUUUUUUGAGUCACAUUUUUAAGCAUCA
This is a messenger RNA of Papaver somniferum (opium poppy), 1590 nucleotides long. RefSeq names its product polygalacturonase-like. Gene Ontology annotation, molecular function: polygalacturonase activity. The transcript is spliced from 4 exons. The coding region runs from base 61 to 1368 and encodes 435 amino acids. The record is from RefSeq and is a predicted model, not a curated record. Gene Ontology annotation, biological process: carbohydrate metabolic process. Lineage: Eukaryota; Viridiplantae; Streptophyta; Magnoliopsida; Ranunculales; Papaveraceae.